AUGGCACUUGUGCUGCCCAUUGCUGCCUCAGCCUCUCCGGCCACUCUUCGCCUGCCCAGAGAGCCCUCUCAGCCUUCAUUCUUCAACACCAUCUCCUCUAAUUGUGAACGGAAGAGCCGGAGCUCGAAGAUUUUGGCCCCAGGGCUCCGCCGUGGUGGAUCGAAUGCUACCGUCCAAUUGUUCGAUGAAUUGCCUGAUAAAUACGACUGGUCUUCUUCCUCCGGUGUUUCUUCUUCCCCUCACAGUGGCGGCUUCGACAGAGCUCUCAUUUCAUUUCAGAGGAUGCUUAUUGAAGGAUCGAGGCCGGAUGGACACUUGCUGCGGACCUUGCUCGAGGAAAGUAAAGCGAUGGAGGACAUCGGGCUCGGAAAGCAGCUCCAUAGUUUUGCUAUACGAGGUGGUUUUGGGGUUGAUAUUGGAGUAAGGGUAGCUCUGAUAAAUAUGUAUGCCGAUCUUGGGAUGUUGGGUGACUCUAGGAGGAUUUUUUAUGAGAUCUCGAGGACUUCUCUUAACGACAGGCAAUUAUGGCACGCCAUAAUAUCUGCAUACAUCUCGCAUAAUUACUUACUUGGAGCUUUUUCGUUAUAUCACGAAAUGCUCUCUCUCGGAUUCGACAGGCCAACAGCGUCCACCCAUGUCAGCAUUGUCAAGGCUUGCGGGUCAUCAGGAGAAGAGAGAUUCGGUAUGAUGAUUCAUGGGAGGAUCAUUAAAGAUGAGGAGUUAGUCAAAGAGACAAACUUGCAGAACUGUCUUGUCACAUUCUACGCAAAGGGCGGGAGGUUAGGAUAUGCAAAUCGGUUGUUUCAAGGUAUCCAUAGGAAAGAUAUUGUUUCAUGGAAUGCGAUUAUUUCAGCGAAUGAACUGAACAGGAGGGAUGAUGAGGCAAUACAUCUGUUUUAUCUAAUGAUUAGAGAUGAUCCUUUUGUUGUUCAACCGAACCGUGUAACGUUUCUUAGCAUUCUUGCUUCUGUCUCUAGACUGGGAGCUCUCAGGCUUGGUAAGGAAAUCCAUGGCUACAUCAUUAGAUCAGGAACUGCAAUCGAUACGACAGUAGUUAAUGCUCUCAUCACUAUGUACUCGAGGUGCAAGGAAAUCGGGAAAGCAGAAGUGACUUUUGAGAGGACGCUAUGUAAGGACAUAAUAACGUGGAAUUCGAUGCUUGCUGCUUAUGAAAAGUACAAGCUGCAAGAGAAAUGUUUCAACUUGUUCAACAGGAUGCAAGCUUCAGGCCAGAAGCCCGAUUAUCACAGCUUUACCAUUUUAUGCAGUGCUGCUGCUUUAGAGUCGCCUGCUAAAAGAUUGCCUACUAUGAGAGCUCGGGAGAUACAUGGGCAUAUACUGAGGAGAUGUUCGUUGGAGGUAGCGGAAAGUGCUCCUGUUUGUAACUCUGUACUUAAAAUGUAUUCCAAGUGCGGUUGCAUCGAAUAUUCCAAGAAGGUUUUUGAUGGUAUGAGGCAUAGGGAUUCAUAUUCCUGGAAUGCAAUUAUUGAUGGGUAUUCCCACAAUAAACAAUUCGAGGAUGCUUUCCUCAUCUAUAUAAGGAUGCUUGAACUGGAUUUGGAAAUAGAUCAUUUUACCUACUCGAUUCUUCUUACCUCCUGUGGUUCAUCAGUCUCUCUUCACUUAGGGAAGCAACUUCACUCGAUCAUACUAAAGACUGCCGGAGGGCAAGAAACUGACUCUGUAAAUGAGAAUGCUCUGUUGUCGAUUACAAAUUCUCUAAUAUCUAUGUACUCGAAAUGUGGAAGCAUCGAAGAUGCCUCUAAAAUAUUCUUGAAGAUGGAGAGAAGGGAUUUGAUUUCUUGGACAGCCAUGAUUACGGGCUACGGAGAGCAUGGGAUGGUGCUUGAGUCCUUCCAGCUGUUUGAGAGAAUGAAGGAAAGUGGAGUCGAUCCUAAUGAAGUAACAUUCCUUGGGCUUCUCAUGGCUUGUUCUCAUGGUGGUCUAGUCGAGAUGGGAACCCAUUAUUUCCGUUCAAUGACUGAGGAUUAUGGGCUAUGCCCGAGCCUCGAACACUACGCUUCCAUGGUAGACUUAUAUGGCCGAGCUGGUGAGCUAAAUCGGGCGAGAGAAUUUCUCGAAUCAGCCAUUUCCAAUACCAGACCCGACACUGAUGACGAGGUUAAGCUAUGGAAGGCUUUGCUUAGCUCAUGCCACUCACAUAAGGAGUUGGAUCUCGGAGUUAAAGCUGCAAUAAGAGUUCUCGAGCUUGCCCCAGAGGAAGAAUCAACUCGCGUUCAGCUCUCGAAUCUUUAUGCAAUAUCAGGUUUGUGGGAAGAUGCAAUAAAAGUUAGGAGGAUCACGCAGGAGAAAGAAUUAAAGAAGGAAGUGGGCUGUAGCUGGAUAGACGUUAAGAACACAAGGCACACCUUUGUGGCGGGUGAUAUGCAUCACGAAGAGAGGAGAGAGAUUUACGAGAAGCUCGGUGAAUUGGAGAUGAAAGUUCGGGAGCUGGGAUAUUGUCCAAUAACAGACUUCGUGGUUCAUGAUGUGGAGGAGAUUGAGAAGGAAGCAAUCGUGCAGAGUCACAGCGAGAGACUGGCUGUGGCAUUCGGACUUCUGAAGAGAAGGACGGGGAUUACGGGUGCAGUUCAGGUGAUCAAGAACUUGAGAGUUUGCAGAGACUGCCACAACUGGAUGAAGUUCACAUCUCUGGUGGAGAAGGCGGAGAUCGUGCUGAGAGAUUCUCGGAGAUUCCAUUGCUUCAGGGACGGGAAGUGCACUUGUGGCGAUUUCUGGUGA
Punica granatum (pomegranate) is the source of this 2742-nucleotide messenger RNA. The record is from RefSeq and is a predicted model, not a curated record. NCBI's taxonomy places the organism in Eukaryota, Viridiplantae, Streptophyta, Magnoliopsida, Myrtales, Lythraceae.